AUUACUUAGCUCCCCUUUUCUCUCAACCUGUUUGAGUGGUAGCGUUAAGUAGUUGUCAGGAAAGCGGAACUAGCGAGCUAGCAGCACAGUAGCUAGGUUAACGAGUUGCCCCCGGAUCCUUCCCUGUUUACGAUACUUGAGCAAAACAGCAACUUCUCUGACAAUGCCGCAGAAUAUCGAGCUCGGUGCCACUGGGGGAGCCUCCAAACAGGACAGCAACAACAUGGAAGACAUGACUGUGGAACAGAUGACCCUGAGGGCCAACCAAGUGACUGACGAGUCAUUGGAAAGCACACGGAGGAUGCUGCAGAUGGCAGAGGAGAGCAAACAGACCGGCAUCAAAACUAUGGUGAUGUUGGACGAGCAAGGAGAGCAGCUGAAGCGUGUGGACGAGGGCAUGGACCAGAUCAACCAGGACAUGAGACAGGCUGAGAAAAACCUGACUGACCUCUCAAAGUGCUGCGGCCUCUGUGUUUGCCCCUGUGACAGGGUGUCGUCAAUCGAGCACGACUCACGAUACAAGCGUACCUGGGGUAUUGGAGGAGGUGAAGGCGAAAUUGAUUCCAAUGGCUCAAAAGUAGUCUCAAGGCAGCCCUCGGGUGUUCGCAACGGCCAGGCUGCCCAGGUGAACGCCUCGGGACCAUCAGGCCCGUACAUCAAGAGGAUAACCAAUGAUGCACGCGAGGAUGAGAUGGAGGAGAAUCUGGAUGCAGUGGGCAGCAUCAUUGGCAACCUGAAAACUAUGGCUAUGGAUAUGGGCAGCGAGAUAGACAAGCAGAACAAACAGAUUGACAACAUCACUUCUAAGGCCGACAUGAACAAAGUUCGUAUUGAUGAAGCGAACCAGAGAGCCAACAAGCUCAUCAAAUAGACAAGGAUCCCUGCUUCUUCCAAUUUAAUCCAUCAACCUUGAGCCUCUGUCGCCACUGCAUACUUGCACACAUGCACAAAUACACACUCUGAAAAAAAAAUAAAUUCAGUCUGGAAGAAUAUUUUUGCCAGCAGUGUGCUAGCCUUUACUACAUUAAGAUGUAAGUACAAUACACAAACAUUUAUACAUUUUAUAAAUUAACCGCCACCAAUAUACACAUGUAUUCAAAGUCAUGCUGGACUUCGAAGUGCAGCAUGGGCAUCAGAAACUGCACCAAAGAGGUGACUGACUGCCUAUCCCUGCUGUUCAAUACCAAAUGUGCACCAGACCUGUUGUAUCAUAUCUCAAUAUUCACCGGAAGGGGGAAGUAGCACACAUCAGCUGCUUUUCUGUCUUAUUUUUUCUGUUUUGCUUUUCUCUUGAAGUCAAGAACUAUGAACUGUCUCUUUGUCUGUGUGCGUCUCUGGUUUGUAUGGAUGAGGUCACAGAUCCAAACUCAUCAGCUGUCUUUUAGUGAUAAACAGCACCGCGUAUAUUUAUGUAUCACCCCCUGUUGGUCCUGUCUUGAUACAGCUACAUCUAGUUUAAUCAAAACAUUGACUUUGGUCUGAAACAAAUGUAUCUACUCAAAUUCAUAUUGGUUCAGUGUGUAAUUAAAGUUAUUGUAUCGUGUAUUAUUUUGAGAUGCUAUGCUUAUUUAAUGACUCUUUUAUCAAGCAGGAGUGACUUGUGAAUAAAGUUGUGUUUUUGAAAACUUUGUUCUCAUGGCAUUUAUGCCAUUUCAGUUGUAAAAGCUAUUUCAAAAAAUAUAAAAUGUUGUGCUUUGGAGUGAGUCAUGGCAAAUCCUUUCAUGCUGGAAUUCAAAGCACCUAACCCUGAAUAUUAGCAAUUAUUUUUUUAUUAUUUUCUGACUGAUGAGAAGUCAAGGUAGUUGCAACUAUUUGCAGGAAAAUUGUGAGGCGCUGAACUGUUGUGAGAAAUUUAAUAUAUAGCCAUCAUUUGUCCUUCAAAUGUAAAGGAGGGUCAGUAAGCAUCAUGAGGAAUGUUCAUCAUUACCUCCUACAAGGCAUCUAGUUUAUUUUAUAAUAACACUGAAUAUGGAAAACAUGGGUGGUUGAAUAACAGUAGAUUUGUCAUCACUGGAUCAACUGCUGUACUUUAUAGUGUCUCUUGAGGUUUUUCACUCUGACCAUGUUGAUGUAAAUACUGAAACAUACUGUAGCUGUGUAAUUGCCUAUAGUAAGUCUGUUAAUCUAAUUCCAUUCUGCUUUCUUCGUUACCUCCUGGUUAAUUGAGAUUUAUAGCACCCAAGAGGAGAUUUAACAGCCUAUGCAGGGUUCCUACACAGUCUGGUAAUGUGAAAAAAAGUUUGAUUUGUACAUUGUCUGUAAGAGUGUAAAAACAAAUGUUCAGUUCUGACACACACUGCUGUACAUUUGUUGGAUCCACUAUCAUUUCUCAUAUUAGCUCUUUAGGUCAUUGUAAUUAUGGCAUAUGCCGCAGUUUUGUCAUAAUGAAAAUAUCCCUAGAAUCAUACUUAAAAGUCUGCAAAAUAUUGGAAUUUAGAAAUGGGAACCCUGUCAAUGCCUUUUUAUAGAUGGUCGAUGGUUGUGUUGUAACAGCCAUUGUAUCACAAACUGCUCCUCUUGCAUCUGUUCUGUAAAUAGCAAGUUUUCACAGCAGAGCUACAGUAAAAUGAUAAUAUCUGAUGAUGGAAAGCAUAAUUUGUUUUGUUGAAGCCGUAGCCAGGCUGAGAAAUUACUGCUGGCAGCAAGAUGCAAAAGUAUACAUGUAAAUGAAUUAUGUUUAAGGGGUAAUGUAGAUGUGGAAUAAGUCUUGGCGGGCUCUGUUAAGGCCUCGCUGUGGAAAAUUGGCUAAUGAUAAAUUAAUACGGUAUACUGAAAGUAUAUCUCGUAUGCAUCUUCUGGCUUAUUUGUUUUGAAGAUAAAUGAUCAUUUGUAUGCUCUGCUGCAGGCAGAUGCCUAUUGAGUUUGUAAAGAUUGAAAUGAACUGGCAAUACCAAGCCCUGAAUAAGUGAUCAUUCUCAGCCAGUUACUUGUCAGCUGAGAUCUAAUUAGUCCAGCCUAAGUCUGCCCCGCUGUCUUGAGGCUGUUUAUUCAUUGUUUUACCAACAACCACUGGAAUGUAAAUCCAACCGUUUUGUCUAUUUUGAAUAUGUUCAUAUGCAGCCGUCUUACCUGAAAUUAGCUGGUUAACAGAUGCCUUUAUUUCACACCUGCCUCUGUUAAAUUGUUUGUACUCAAUAAAUCUAUUUUGAAAUUCA
Messenger RNA from Siniperca chuatsi (mandarin fish), 3155 nucleotides. Its product is annotated as synaptosomal-associated protein 23-like. The transcript has 8 exons. The coding region runs from base 164 to 871 and encodes 235 amino acids. NCBI's taxonomy places the organism in Eukaryota, Metazoa, Chordata, Actinopteri, Centrarchiformes, Sinipercidae. Gene Ontology annotation, cellular component: SNARE complex; plasma membrane. Gene Ontology annotation, biological process: exocytosis; synaptic vesicle fusion to presynaptic active zone membrane; synaptic vesicle priming. The record is from RefSeq and is a predicted model, not a curated record. Gene Ontology annotation, molecular function: SNAP receptor activity; syntaxin binding.